Messenger RNA from Melospiza georgiana, 2478 nucleotides. Its product is annotated as acyl-coenzyme A thioesterase 1-like. Gene Ontology annotation, molecular function: fatty acyl-CoA hydrolase activity. The record is from RefSeq and is a predicted model, not a curated record. The coding region runs from base 118 to 1386 and encodes 422 amino acids. The transcript has 3 exons. Gene Ontology annotation, biological process: acyl-CoA metabolic process; fatty acid metabolic process. Lineage: Eukaryota; Metazoa; Chordata; Aves; Passeriformes; Passerellidae.
GCCAGCUCCCGCGCCUGGCAGAGGCGGCUGCCCUGGCCCGGCCCCGCACCUGCGGCCCCACGGAGCGGCGGCCCCGCGUGGAGCCCCGGGACAGCCCCCGCCCAGGGACUCUCCUCCAUGGCCCCCUCCAUCCGCCUGUCGCCCGCCGCCCGCAGCCUCUUCGAUCAGCCGCUGGCCAUCGCCGUGCAGGGCCUGGGCCCGCGGCAGCAGGUCACUCUGCGGACGUCCUUGCGGGACGAGACCAGAGAGCUCUUCCAGGCCAGUGCCCGCUACCAGGCGGGCGACGACGGCGAGCUGGACCUCGCCCGCUGUCCUGCGCUGCCGGGAGGCAGCUUCUCCGGCCUGGAGCCCAUGGGGCUGCUCUGGGCUUUGCAGCCCGAGAAACCUUUCUGGCGGCUGGUAAAGCGGGACGUGCAGAGCCCCUUCCUCCUGCAGCUGGAGGUGUUUGAGGGCCACGGCGAGCGCCACGGGCGGCUCCUGGCCCAGGCGCAGCACGAGCGGGCGUUCCUGCGGGACGGGGUGCGGAGAAUCCCGGUGCGACAAGGGAGGAUCCGGGCGACGCUUUUCCUGCCCCCCGGAAGUGGCCCCUUUCCGGGAAUUAUUGACUUGUAUGGAACUGGAGGAGGACUCCCUGAAUACAGGGCAUGCCUGCUUGCCAAUCAUGGCUUUGCUGUGCUGGCUCUGGCUUUCUAUGGCUAUGAAGAUCUCCCCAAAGAGAUGAAGGAAUUCCACCUGGAAUAUUUUGAAGAAGCUGUAAACUAUAUGUUACACCACACCCAGGUUAAAGGUCCAGGAAUUGGUUUGCUUGGACACUCAAAGGGGGGUGACCUGUGUGUCUCCAUGGCCUCCUUCCUAAAGGGCAUCACAGCCACUGCCCUUAUCAACGCCUCAGUGGCAAAUGUGGGUGCGGUGCUGCGCUACAAGGACAUCACCAUUCCACCCCUUGGGAUGAAUCCAAAACGCGUCAAGGUCGGCAAGUCCGGGAUUGCUGAUAUUAUUGAUGCAUUGAACAGCCCACUAGAAGGGCCUGAUCAGCAAAGCUUUAUCCCUUUGGAGAAGGCUGAGUGUUGCUUCCUGUUCAUUGUUGGCCAGGAUGAUCACAACUGGAAAAGUGAAUUCUUUGCAGUUGAGGGGAGCAAACGUUUGCAAGCUCAUGGGAAGGAAAAGCCUGAGAUAGUCUGUUAUCCUGGAGCAGGGCACUACAUUGAACCUCCCUUUUUUCCGAUGUGUGCAGCCUCAAUGCACCUGCUAUUUGGCAAGCCUGUGAUGUGGGGAGGGGAGCCCAAGGCACACUGUGAGGCACAGAUAGAUGCUUGGCAGCAGAUCCAAGCAUUCUUUCGUAAACACCUCACAGGCGAGCUAUCUGAAACAUCCAGUAAGCUCUGAUAUGAAUUAGGUUACUUUACAGAUGAAGAUGCUGGUUUUGUUAAAUGUUCUGUUAAAUUGUUUUGUUAAAUGGCUCAGAAUGAGAACAAGGAACAUCAGAGAAUAAGCUAUUAGGUUUCUUGGAGGAUGAUGGUUGGUGAAAGCAAGAAAGCAGCUUCCUUUUUAUACCCUCCUCUAAUCUUGGUUAGAGGCCUUGGCCUCCUGUUUUAUGUAGUACAAGGUUAUAAGCUGUGGAAAACAAAUGGUGGUAAGGCUGUGUGCUUUGAGUGUGAAUUGAAGUGGUAGGUAACUCAUCCAAGCUGAGAACCGGGAUGAAAACAUGCCUUGGCCUUGUCAGAGGAGAUGUAUGCCGAUGCUCAGCUUUGUGUUCUAGUUCCAGUAUUCCGGUUUUUCUGGAGGCAGUAAUGUGCCUUCAUUAAUGUUUUUGUUCUCCCUGUGUACCUCUCCCUCCUUUAUUGCUCCUUGCCCUUCUCUCAAACCACUAAAAUGCAUCUGCCUUAAAAAUAUCGAAUAUUUCACUUCACAUUUAUAGGCAACAAAACAGCCCAUAGCUUGAUGUGAUGUUUUGAGAGCAUGCAGUAGAAAUGAGACAUUUAAACAGUCUUUGGGGGUUCAUAAGCGUGAAGAAACAACAGAACAGGUCCCGUUAGUUGUCAUCCUGGAGUCGCUUCCGGGUGUUUCCUCAGCACGGCUGGGUAUCGCUGUGGAGAUCCGCAGCACUGUCGGAGCUCCCUGCCUGUACAUUCCCCAAAUGCCGGCUCAGCUCCCUGCUCCUAAGGGCUGCUGAGAACAGCCCGGCGGCGGCUCCGUGAGGCUGGCACGGCGGCUCCGUGAGGGGCCUGGAGGGGCCUGAGGCGGCCGGCCGGCUGUGGCGGAGCGGGGCUCCGGCUGCACGCCCGCUGCUCUCUGCGCAGCCGGGUGAGCGCUCAGCCCCGCUGGGAUCGGCAGUAACUUUGUGCAGCCAAGCGUGGGGUUGAAGGAGAAGACGCUGGGAGUUGCCGGCGCACUUGCACUGUGUCCCCGAACAUGUCGUACCCGACAGUGCCUGCAGCCCGCAUGCGGCCUCUACUGUUGCCUGUGCGUCAGGCCCGU